Messenger RNA from Pochonia chlamydosporia 170, 1521 nucleotides. Its product is annotated as alkaline phosphatase. The record is from RefSeq and is a predicted model, not a curated record. The transcript has 3 exons. Gene Ontology annotation, cellular component: fungal-type vacuole membrane. Bases 1 to 1521 code for a protein of 506 amino acids. Lineage: Eukaryota; Fungi; Ascomycota; Sordariomycetes; Hypocreales; Clavicipitaceae. Gene Ontology annotation, biological process: dephosphorylation. Gene Ontology annotation, molecular function: alkaline phosphatase activity.
AUGCGUGUGACUCUACUUUCGGCUGCUUUGGCAGCUUCCUUGGUCAACCCUGCUGUUGCGCAUGACCGCAAGACGAGGAAUUUCAUUUAUGUAGUUCCUGAUGGCUUUGGACCGGCGUCGCAGACUCUUGCUCGUGAUUAUCUCAACAUCAUCAAUGGCAAUGGGACGGCGGCGAGGCCCAACUCUGCUGCCAUUGGGGCCGAUAGCAUUGUAAUUGGAAAUGUUCGAACCCAAUCCUCGGAUGGACUUAUUACGGACUCGGCUGCAUCUGCGACUGCGUUUUCGUCUGGCCACAAGACGUAUAACGGCGCCAUUGGUGUUGAUGACGAUGUCAAGCCCCUGGGUUCGAUCCUCGAAGCUGCACACAUGAGCGGCUUCAAGACCGGUCUUAUCGCGACAUCCCGCAUCACUCACGCCACGCCAGGCGCAUAUGCAGCGCACGUCGCAUUCAGAGACUCCGAAAACGACAUUGCCAAUCACCAAAUCGGAUUCACUCAUCCGCUAGGAUCGGUCGUGGAUCUCCUCCUGGGCGGCGGCCGUCGUCACUAUCUCCCCAAGAAGGAGGGCGGCGUGCGAACCGACGACGUCAACUUGAUCAAUUGGGCCAAGGGCAAGGGAUUCAAGUACGCCUCGGACAAAUCUGACUUUGCGGAAUACACCAAGGGAAAUGGAAUAGUCCCUUUGCCGUUCCUGGGUCUAUUUGCGUCGAGCCACAUGGACUAUGAGAUGGAUCGCAAUCCUGAAAAGCAGCCGUCUCUCCUGGAAAUGACCCAAGUAGCACUGAAGACUCUCGGAAAGGCCUCUUCCAAGAGCAAGAACGGAUAUUUCAUCAUGAUCGAAGCCUCGAGAAUCGACCACGCAGCCCAUGCCAAUGACAUCGCCGCCCAUGUUCACGACAUCCUCAUGUACAACGAGGUGAUUGCUUACCUGAAGAAAUUCGUCUCCCAAAACCCCGACACCCAGCUCAUCUCUGCGGCUGACCACGAGACCGGCGGUAUUACCCUCAUAGACAAAUAUAACCCCGCCGUUUUGGCCAAGGCGACCCAAUCGACGGAAUAUCUCGAAGCCAAGUUCAGCAAGUACGAGGGCAGUGAUAAGGCGGCUUUCCUGAAGAGCACCAUCCUUCCUGCGUAUGGGCUGACGAAUGCGUCUGACGCGGAUGUCGAUCGAUACAUGGGUAUUUUCAAGAAAGAUGGCGUUACGAAGAUGGGGAUUGCCAUUUUGCAUGACUUUGCUGAAUCUGCGGGCAUCAACUGGUCGACUGAUUAUCAUUCGGCUGUGGAUGUUGUUCUGUAUGGUUUCGCGGUGGGCAAUGCGCUUACGCAGAUGAAGCAGCAGAUUGGGCGAAAUGUGAAUAACAUUGAGCUUCCUAGAUAUAUUGAGAAGGUACUCGGUGUUAGCUUGGACAAGACUACUCAGGCUUUGAGGAAGAAUGGAACGGAUUGGGUUGGGAAGAAUCCCAAGGCCGCGAAACGAGAGGCCAUGGAGGCGGCUGCGAAUCAUUUGCAUGGCCACCACUAA